Molecule: messenger RNA, 792 nt
Organism: Trypanosoma grayi
Lineage: Eukaryota; Euglenozoa; Kinetoplastea; Trypanosomatida; Trypanosomatidae
Exons: 1
Coding region: 1-792 (263 amino acids)
Source: RefSeq, a predicted model, not a curated record
AUGCGUUCCGCUGGGUGUGAGGGUGAAGCUUCGUACGCAGGACCCCUCACUCCUACUGAUGCUCCUGCUGCGAUCAGCACUGGUACUAGUGUUGCUCCUGGUUCUGCCGCUCUCAACCGAGCAACAUCAUUGACAGAAUGGGAACCAUUUUCGCAGGAACAGGUGCGCACGUCGCUGCAGAAACGUCUGAUGGCUCGUGGGGCCCACGCACUCAUUCGCUGCACGCCGUGUUCCUGCAGCCACUCCUCGACGUACUCGCUCACGUUGUCCAAUUCAUACGACGUCGAGAGCUUUAUUGAGGAGCUCGUGGAGAAUAGGCCGACUGCGUCGUCGGUCACGGCAAAAGGAACCCGAACAUUGUGUGCCAAGCCGCUUGUUUCAUUAUUGGAGGACUUCAACGACAGUUCAGUAGCACCGUGGAUCUUUGCACGGUUUAAUGACGUUCAGCAGGUCCUUGCAGAGGUUGUACUCGAGUUUAACACACGACUUGCAUCGUGCCAGGUGCGGUCUGUGAAGGAGGCGAGCAUGUGGCGCCAGCACACAUGCGAUCUGAGGGCGGAGCUGCGCCAGCACAGUUUGCGGGAGGCCGACUUGCUGCGGCGUCUCACACAGCUGGAACGUAAACUGCGUGAACGGGACGAGAGUCACGCAAGGCAGUUGCAAGAGGAGCGGAGCCGAAUUGAAGAGGCACAGCGGUGGCGCCAACAACUCGAGUCGAAGCAGGAGGAGAACAUGAAUGCGGCGUAUCAAAUGCUGCGCGACACACUUGCUCUAGAGCGCACUUCCUCCUGA